GUCUGUAGAGAGCUGGACUGUGGACCAGCGCUGUCUACUACCAGUAAUGCCACCUAUGGUGAAGGAACAGGACAAAUCUGGCUUGAUGAUGUGUCAUGUGUGGGAAAUGAAGAUUCACUUACAGAGUGUCAGCAUCAAGGAUUUGGGAUCCAUAACUGCACACAUGGGAAAGAUGCUGGUGUCGUCUGUUCAGACCAGAUCCGGUUAGCUGGUGCUGRAUCAACACAAUGUUCUGGAAGAGUUGAAGUCUACCACAAUGGUGUCUGGGGAACAGUCUGUCAUAAUGGAUGGGACUUAACAGAUGCCGAAGUGGUCUGUAGACAGUUGGACUGUGGGACGGCGCUGGUKGCUACYAAUUAUGCUUUCUUCGGUCAAGGAACUGGACAAAUCUGGCUCGAUGACAUGUCGUGUUUGGGAAAUGAAACUUCACUUACAAAGUGUCAGCAUCAAAGAUUUGGGUUCAAUUACUGUGGACACUGGCAAGAUGCUGGUGUCAUCUGCACAGAGCGUAUCCGGUUAGCUGGUGCUGGAGCAACACGAUGUUCUGGAAGAGUCGAAGUCUACCACAACAGUGUCUGGGGAACGGUCUGUGAUGAUGGAUGGAGCUUAACAGAUGCUCAGGUGGUCUGUAGACAGUUGGGCUGUGGAACAGCACUGUCUGCUAACAUUAAUGCCACCUUUGGUGAAGGAACAGGACAAAUCUGGCUUGAUGACGUGUCGUGUUUGGGAAAUGAAACUUCAAUAGCAGAGUGUCAGCAUCAAGGAUUUGGGAUCCAUAACUGUGGACACGGAGAGGAUGCUGGUGUCAUCUGCUCAGAGCAUAUCCGGUUAGCUGGUGCUGGAUCAACACAAUGUUCUGGAAGAGUUGAAGUCUACCACAAUGGUGUCUGGGGAACAGUCUGUGAUGAUGGAUGGAGCUUAACAGAUGCUGAGGUGGUCUGUAGAGAGUUGGGCUGUGGACCAGCACUGUCUGCUACCAGUAUUGCUACCUUUGGUGAAGGAACAGGACAAAUCUGGCUUGAUGAUGUGUCGUGUUUGGGAAAUGAAGUUUCACUUACAGAGUGUCAGCAUCGAGGAUUUGGGAACCAUAACUGUGGGCAUGGAGAGGAUGCUGGUGUCAUAUGUUCAGACUAUAUCCGGUUAGCUGGUGAUGGAUCUACACAAUGUUCUGGGAGAGUUGAAAUCUACCACAACAGUACCUGGGGAACAGUCUGUGAUGAUGGAUGGGACUUAACAGAUGCUCAUGUGGUCUGUGGACAGUUGGGCUGUGGACCAGCACUGUCUGCUACCACUAAUGCUACCUUUGGUGAAGGAACAGGACAAAUCUGGCUUGAUGACGUGUCGUGUUUGGGAAAUGAAGAUUCACUUACAGCAUGUCAGCAUCAAGGAUUUGGGAUACAUAACUGUCUACAUAGGAAAGAUGCUGGUGUCAUCUGCUCAGCAUCAGGAAAUGUGGAAGGCUUCAGGCCAUCAGAACAAGUUGAGAGCAGCAUCACUCUGCAAUGGAAUAAAAUCAACAACAGCAUCGGCUUUGUUCUCCAGUUUAACGGCACAGAGACAUUCAUCAGAGCGCCAGAUGGAGACGGACCAGUAACUCACACAGUUUCAUCUCUCACUGCUGGAACCAGAUACACAUUCACUCUCUUCUCUGUGUUUGGCAACAUCAGAAGCAGUGGAGUACAACUUACAGCUGUUACUGCACCUCAAGAUGCAGAAGACCUGAGAGCAUCAGAUCAAGAUGAGAGCAGCAUCACUCUGCAGUGGAGUAAAAUCAACAACAGCACCAGCUUUGUUCUCCAGUUUAACGGAUCAGAGACAAACAUCAUAGCACCAGAUGGAGACGGACCAGUGAACUACACAGUUUCAUCUCUCACUGCUGGAACCAGAUACACAUUCACGCUCUUCUCCGUGUUUGAGAACGUCAGAAGCAGUGGAGUACAACUUGAAGCUGCAACAGGUGCUUUUGUCUCAGCACCUAAAAAUCCACAAGGCUUCAGGUCAUCAGAUCAAGAUGAAAGCAGCAUCACUCUGCAGUGGAAUAAAAUCAACAACAGCACCAGCUUUGUUCUCCUGUUUAACGGCAUUCAGACAUUCAUCAGAGCACCAGAUGGAGACGGACCAGUGAACCACACAGUUUCAUCUCUCACUGCUGGAACCAGAUACACAUUCACUCUCUUUUCUGUGUUUGAGAACGUCAGAAGCAGUGGAGUACAAUUUACUGCAGUCACUGCGCCUAAAAAUGCCAAAGGCUUCAGAGCAUCAGAACAAGAUGAGACCAGCAUCACUCUGCGAUGGAAUAAAGUCGGCAUCAACAUCAGCUUUGUUCUGCAGUUUAACGGCACAGAGACAAACAUCAGUUCACCAGAUGGAGACGGACCAGUGAAACACACAGUCACAUCUCUGACCGCUCGGACAAACUACACAUUCACCCUGUUCUCUGUGUUUGACAAUGUCAGAAGCAGUGGAGUCAGUAUACUUGCAACUACUGGGCCAAAUUAUGUUUUGGGAUUGAAUCUGAGGAUGAAGAUUCUUGGAGCAAUGACAGAAUCAGAGCUAGAAGACGUUUUGAUAGAGCUUUUCAGAAAAUAUAAUCUGCCACCACAGCUUACUCUGAAAAAUGCAGAAAAUGAAAUCAUCAGAAACCUUAUAGGUUCCAGCACUGUUUGGAUUGGACUGUAUCGGGAAAAGCUGUGGUCUGAUGGCAGCGACUCUCUGUUUCGAUACUGGGCGGAUGUCGAGCCCAACGAUCCCUCUGUCGAAAUAAAAAAAGCAUUUUGUGUCUUUAGACUUUUGAUGUUUAUCUUCUGUUUUAUCCCAUGUCUUUUAUUUGAAGGUCCUUGUUCCGGCUGUCGGUGUUGUCCUGAUGGCACAGAGUGCAUCACCACCAAUGGAGUUGCUGAAUGCGUUGACGCUUGUGUGUAUUACACUGUACUGAACGAUGCCUGGCGCUCAACAGAGCAUACAGACGAUUUAAUGCACUGUGACCGGGACAUUGCCUGGAGUGGAUGGUAUCGCUUUUACUUGGGUCUGACCAACGCUCAGAUUCCAGAGAAAUGUGUAGCACAAGAAAGAUGUGGAACUCAUGCUCCUUUGUGGAUAAAUGGGGUUCAUCCAGUCCAGCUUAAUGAAACUGUAACUCGCACUGUGUGUAACACUUGGUCGGGUUCCUGCUGCCAUUUUCCCUCACACACCAUCCAGAUCAAACGUUGUUAUGGAUACUACGUCUACAAACUUCAACACCCAUCUGCAUGUUGGCUGGGAUAUUGUACAGAACCUCAACCCUUCAGAGUAUCGACACAAGAUGAGAGCAGCAUCACUCUGCAGUGGAACAAGAUCAACAACAGCAGCAACUUUGUUCUCCAGUUUAACAACACAGAGAUAAACAUCACUGCACCAGAUGGAGAUGGACCAGUGAACUACACAGUCUCAUCUCUCACUGCUGGAACCAGAUAUACAUUCACUCUCUUCACUGUGUUUGAAAAUGUGAGAAUCAGUGUAGAGCAACUGGCAGCUGUGACUGUUCCUUGGAAUGCAGACGGAUUUAUGAAGUCAGGACAAACUGACAUCAGCAUCACUCUGCAGUGGAACAAGAUCAACAACAUCACCAGCUUUGUUCUCCAGUUUAAUGGUGUGGAGACAUUCAUCAGUGCCCCAGAUGCAGAUGGACCAGUGAACUACACAGUCUCAUCUCUCACUCCUGCAACAAACUACACAUUCACUCUCUUCUCUGUUCUUGACAAUGUCAGGAGCAGUGGMRUCAACAUUACUGCAGCUACUGCUCCAGCAAACGCAGAGGGCUUCAGAGCAUCAGAACAAGAUGAGACCAGCAUCACUCUGCGAUGGAAUAAAGUCGGCAUCAACAUCAGCUUUGUUCUCCAGUUUAACGGCACAGAGACAAACAUCAGUUCACCAGAUGGAGACGGACCAGUGAAACACACAGUCACAUCUCUGACCGCUCGGACAAACUACACAUUCACCCUGUUCUCUGUGUUUGACAACGUCAGAAGCAGUGGAGUCAGUAUACUUGCAAAUACUGGUCCAAAUUAUGUUUUGGGGUUGAAUUUGAAGUUGGAGCUUCUUGGAGAAAUGACUGAAUCAGAGAUGGAAGAUGCUUUGAUAGAGCUCCUCAGAGAAUAUAAUCUGCCGUCACAGUUUACUCUGAAAAUCCUUUCUUCGAAACCUUCUGGAUAAUUCAUCUGUAACGUUGUUUCCUUUCCUUGAAAUAAUGUGGUUUAUUUUAUGUACUAAUUUAAAUUGUAAUGUUUUCCAGAAUUGACUUUCCUUUGGGUAAUAUUUUAAUCUCUUUUUGUUAAGAACAGAGCUAAGGUUUUCUUGUAUUUGAAUACAUUUUAUCUGUGCAUUCUUCUAUUUUUUGCCUCUAAAUAAAGUUUUGGGGAUCUAUAAAUUGUUUACUUGUAUUGAAAAAAUGUGCUUUUGGAGGAAAUAUUGAAAUUUAGAUGGAGAAACUUUAAAAAAAACAUAAAUCUAGGUUUGUGAUGUAUACACAUCUAGGCUGGCAAGCAAAACAGAGCAAAAGCAUAAAGUCAAACUUAGGUCAAUAUGACUCCAUGUUGCUUCUCUGGUCAUUAAACUUUUAAAUACAGAUUUAUAACCAUAUAAAUACAAUAAGUCUUCAUGGUAAUGGGGAAAAGCAGAUGUAGUAAAUAGAUAUUGGGAAGAAUUAACUUGAAUAUACGAAUCAACUGGAUGUAUUUAGAUAAAAAUAGACAAAUGUUCCUUUCUCAGCCGUUUUAAAAUAAACAUUAUCAGAACAACUAUCCAGAGAAACCCCUCUACUAGUUUUUAAAUUGUGGACCACUUAUUCUUAAGCAUGGGGAACAAAUAUGUUAGAGCCAUAAAUAGGAAAUAUUUAAGUUAUUUGAAUGAUUUGUUUUUUUAUUUGAUCAUUUUUAGUUAAGAAGAUUGAUAUUUGUUCAGGCCAUUUUUAUUGUGAAAUUUGGUUUUACUUUGAAAGACUUACUUCCUGUUGGGCCGUAUAUUUUAUUAGAAAAACCAAUGACCGAUUGAUUGCUUAGACACGGACGGA
Molecule: messenger RNA, 5047 nt
Organism: Poecilia reticulata (guppy)
Lineage: Eukaryota; Metazoa; Chordata; Actinopteri; Cyprinodontiformes; Poeciliidae
Source: RefSeq, a predicted model, not a curated record